AUGUGCGCUACUGAGUUGCUGUCAAUGAAGGAUUCAGUAAGCAAAGAAGAUAAUACAAAAUCCAAAGCUCAGCUUAAAGCUGAAAGGAGGGCUAUUCAAGAAGCUCAAAGAGCUGCGAAGGCUGCUUCUAAAGGUACUGACAAGCCAAAAGUCACGCAAACACCAAAUGCCGCUCCUAGUAAUGCACCAAAUACUCACCCAAACCAGGACACAGGCAUGGAUAAACAAAAGACUAUUUCCUCUGUGGAUGAGAAAGCAUGUAUCGGUGUGGUGCAAAGUCAAAAUAACCGCCUCGAUUAUUCCAGCCUUAAAAUUGCCGAAGUUCCGAAGUCCAGAACACAGGAGUCCUGUCGCGUUCACCUCUUCAAGCAUCUUGACCAACCAGACAAGCGAGUAAAUGUUAUCAGUUAUCUUGGUUUAGGAACUCGUUCCUCAAUCCAUCCUUCAUUCCUCACUCUGGGUGUCGAUUUUGACGAAGAUCGAAUAUGGGGCUCCAAUGAGAAGUGUUUAGCAUUUUUGUCGUCAUGUGAAGAACUCAUACGUUCAUUCAUUCCGAAGUCACCUACCGAAAGAAUGAACAAUCACACUGGAACAAAUGAUGCUCUGUUUUGCCGGAGUUUCGGACCAGUUUUGCAAGCUCAUGUAAACUUUCUUCAGCUUUGUCGUCCAUUAUCUGUUACGAUACAUAAUGCAUAUCAGUAUCUGAAGCAGACACUUACUCGCCUAGAUUCCGUGGAAGAUUGGGAUGAGUGCAGAGGCAGUUUUUUAUCAGCCAUCGUCGAAUUUAGACGUGGUUCAAUUUACUUGGCAGGAGAUGAAAUUGUAGAUCGUACAGUUAAUUUGAUUCGUUCUGGUGAAUGUGUUUGUAUAUUUGGAUAUUCAUCCUUGGUAGCCCGUGUGCUGGAACGUGCAUGGAAAUCUCCAUGCAACACAUCUGUCAAUCAAGUUGAUGCAAAUGUUGAUUUUUUAGCGGACAAAAUGAAAACAUGUUUUGUAAACACGAAAUCGGAUCCAUCAAAUAAAACUACAAACAGAGUUUUUAGUGUUUUGGUUGUUGACUCUCGACCGAAAUUUGAAGGUAGACAAAUGCUAACCAGAUUGUUGAAAGCAGGAAUACCAUGUGAAUAUACACAUAUUGGUGCAUUGCCAAGUGUUGCAAAUAAGAUAUCUCUAGUUAUUCUGGGCGCCCAUGCUCUUCUUAGCAAUGGCUACGUACUAGGUCGUAUGGGGAGCGCUCAAGUAGCCAACAUUGCAGCCUCUAUUUCUCAUGCUCCAACAAUAGUCUGUGCUGAAACUUACAAAUUUUGGGAGCGCGCCCAUUCUGAUGCAUUCGAGUAUAACGAACUUGGAGAUCCUGACGACAUUUGGCGAGGUCCACGAGGUACAUCACCAGACUAUAAAAAGGGCAUUCCUGGUUUCGGUCCAACUGGACUUCCAGAUAGAAUUGAAUCUUCUACAACUGAUUUGAGUGAAUGGCGUUCAAAUUAUAGUCUUAGACUGUUACAUUUAGAAUAUGAUGUGUUACCGCCUACAUUGGUUACAGCUGUAGUAACUGAAAAGGGCACCUUACCUACAACCUCUGUUCCUGUAGUCCUGCGAGUAAAACAAGCUUCUAUAGCCAAUGUGUAA
Schistosoma bovis is the source of this 1629-nucleotide messenger RNA. NCBI's taxonomy places the organism in Eukaryota, Metazoa, Platyhelminthes, Trematoda, Strigeidida, Schistosomatidae. The record is from the annotation of a GenBank genome assembly.